This is a messenger RNA of Pezoporus occidentalis (night parrot), 4011 nucleotides long. RefSeq names its product solute carrier family 7 member 1 (gene SLC7A1). Gene Ontology annotation, molecular function: L-ornithine transmembrane transporter activity; L-arginine transmembrane transporter activity; L-lysine transmembrane transporter activity. NCBI's taxonomy places the organism in Eukaryota, Metazoa, Chordata, Aves, Psittaciformes, Psittacidae. Gene Ontology annotation, biological process: L-ornithine transmembrane transport; L-arginine import across plasma membrane. The record is from RefSeq and is a predicted model, not a curated record. Bases 131 to 2005 code for a protein of 624 amino acids. Gene Ontology annotation, cellular component: plasma membrane. The transcript is spliced from 12 exons.
GGGCGGAGCGGGCGUUGCGCGCCUGAGAUGUAAAAGCGCUGCGCGGCGCUGCUUUGCCCGCGGCGCGCCUUCGCCUGCCCCUGAGCCCGCGGGCGCCGGGCUCUCCCGUCGGCGCGGCCCAGACACAAAGAUGGAGUGCCAGAAAAUCAUCAAUUUUGGAAACCAGCUUCUUCGCCGGAAAAACGUGGACUGCACUCGAGAAGACAGUCGGCUCUCGCGAUGCCUCAACACGUUUGACUUAGUGGCUCUGGGUGUAGGCAGCACUUUGGGUGCAGGUGUCUAUGUACUGGCUGGAGCCGUGGCACGGGAGAAUGCGGGACCUGCCAUCGUUAUCUCCUUCUUGAUUGCUGCCUUGGCUUCAGUGCUGGCUGGACUCUGCUAUGGAGAAUUUGGUGCUCGGGUUCCUAAGACGGGAUCAGCUUAUCUGUACAGCUACGUGACCGUGGGCGAGCUGUGGGCCUUCGUCACAGGGUGGAAUUUAAUCCUCUCCUAUGUUAUUGGAACCUCGAGUGUGGCCAGAGCCUGGAGUGCGACGUUUGAUGAGAUCAUAGGCCGGCACCUUGAAGAGUUUUGCAAAAGAUACAUGAAGAUGGAUGCUCCUGGAGUGCUGGCAGAAUACCCAGACAUCUUUGCCGUGGUGAUAAUCACCAUCCUAACAGGGCUUUUAAUUUUUGGCGUGAAGGAAUCUGCCCUGGUGAACAAAGUGUUCACCUGCAUCAACAUCCUUGUUCUUGGCUUCGUCAUGGUCUCAGGCUUCGUGAAAGGGUCUAUUAAAAACUGGCAGCUGACUGAACAGGACAUUUACAACACCAGCCAUGGCACUUAUGGAGACAAUCAAACACAGGAGGAAAAGCUCUACGGUGUUGGAGGGUUUAUGCCCUAUGGAUUGAAAGGAGUCCUCUCAGGGGCAGCCACGUGUUUUUAUGCUUUCGUGGGAUUUGACUGUAUUGCCACUACAGGUGAGGAGGUAAAAAACCCUCAGAAGGCCAUUCCUAUUGGCAUUGUGGCAUCUCUGCUCAUCUGCUUUGUGGCUUAUUUUGGCGUGUCAGCUGCCCUGACGCUCAUGAUGCCUUACUACCAGCUGGAUACCAAUAGCCCUUUACCCAAUGCCUUUAAAUAUGUGGGUUGGGAUGGAGCCAAUUAUGCUGUGGCUGUUGGUUCUUUGUGUGCGCUAUCUACGAGUCUCCUUGGCUCCAUGUUUCCAAUGCCUCGAAUAAUUUAUGCUAUGGCAGAAGAUGGACUUCUUUUUAAAUUUUUGGCUAAAGUCAAUGAGAAAAGAAAAACUCCAAUAAUUGCAACAGUGACUUCAGGAAUCAUUGCAGCUGUAAUGGCCUUUCUCUUUGACUUGAAAGAUCUUGUGGAUCUCAUGUCCAUUGGGACCCUCCUGGCUUACUCCUUGGUGGCAGCCUGCGUGUUGGUACUAAGGUAUCAGCCAGAGCAGCCUAAUUUGGCAUACCAGAUGGCUAGGACAACAGAGGAGACAGAUAACAAUGAGUCUGUGAGCACCACUGAGUCUCAGGCUGGAUUUCUGCCAGAGGAAGAGGAGAAGUGUUCCCUCAAAGCCAUAUUGUGUCCCCCAAAUUCGGACCCUUCCAAAUUCUCUGGCUCGGUGGUGAACAUCUCAACCUUCAUCAUUGGUUUCCUUAUUGUGGGUAGCUGUAUCUUGACUGCUCUUGAGCCAAGUGUUCUGAUAAAGGCUAUAUGGAUUAUUGCUGCCAUCCUUGUUCUUUUUGUCAGCUUUGUUAUAUGGAAACAGCCUGAAAGCAAAACCAAGCUCUCCUUUAAGGUACCUCUUUUGCCCCUUCUUCCUGUUGUGAGUAUUUUUGUGAAUGUUUACCUCAUGAUGCAGCUAGACCUUGGCACAUGGAUCCGGUUUGCAGUUUGGAUGCUCAUAGGUUUUAUCAUCUACUUUACUUACGGAAUAUGGCACAGUGUGGAAGCCACCUAUGCUGCCUCAGCAGAUGCGGAGAGAAACACGGAUGCUGGCUCAGAGAGCUGUAAAUGACUGCAUGUUUGGCUAUGGGCAACUGGGGAAUGGCUGCAGUGAAGGAAGCUUUGCAAGUGGGGGUCCUGAACCAGGUUAUGUCUGGUUAAUCAGUGAUGCAGGAAUAAGGAAGCAUAAUGCGGGACUCCCCAGCCCUGUUGCUGCAGCUUGCGCAGUCUGCUUAGUAGCCCAGUUAAAAGGGAUCACAAGAUAAAAAGCCACACCUCUGGCAUACUCCUGGGAGCACUCUCAGCUAAUCUGGGGCUAUGCGCUUCCCUUCCUCCUUCUUCUGCGUUUUAUUUUUUUCCCAGUGUGUAGAAAGAAAACUGCUUCUGUGUGCCACUUAACCUUAAAUGCUGCUAUGAAACCAGGCCUCACCAAGGUCUUUCUUUCAGUAGCCCCAGGAAUUACCUCCCCACAGAUACUCUACCUGAUUUUGCAGUGCUACUGUCAGGUUUAGAGCAGAUCUGUCCUUCACCUGAUGUGAGCUGUACCCCACGUGUACGCACAAGAAAAGGUUCUCUCCAAACACUGGCUUUCACCUGAUUAAGAAAGCACCUGCAGGACUUGCAUUCUUCAGAGUAUCAGAUCUCAUAGUUUUUGUGUAUUUAACUUUUUCUUAACUGCAUACUCGUAUGCUUUAAGGCACAUUGCUGCUGUGAAUUGCUGGGCUACAAGUUGCUGCUUGUUGGGUGAAUGGUCACUUGUCAGCAUGCAGGGAGUGCCAACAGAUGUUUCUGCUUAUAUGCUCAGCAGAGGGAUUGCCAGCUUGCCUUAUAAAACUAUGUAGUGCAAGAACUUGAAUGGCUUGAAAAGAGCGGGUGUCUCCAAAGAGCUCUCUUACUUCUUCGCCUCGGAAAUCACCAGCGCUGUGGCUGCAGUGGUGGGGUGGCUAGUAGAAGGGAGCCCAGCUCUGGUAACAAGCACGACCCUGUUUUCCUCUCCUUGCAGCAGUUUUAUGUGCUGGCCAGGUGGCAUUAGCAAAGGAUUUGACUGUGAGACUUUGAUUUGGCAUUGGCAGGUGGAGCAUGUUUUACUCCUGAGAAGGGGAAGCAUGGGAGGAUCCUCGGUGGCUUGAACUUCUUCCAUGAGCAAUGCCUGGUGUCUGCCCCCUGCCCAGGGGAGGGCUGUGAGGGUGUGCAGGGGCUCCUUGGUCCUGGUAGAGUAUGCAGCCUAGAAAACACUGCUAAGCUCUAGGGUACAACUUGCUGAGAAGAGCUUUCCCUUUGUGGCUGGAGAUCAUCUCCAGAGCUGGGCUGUUGGGAAAGGUGGGAAAUGAGAGUUCAGACCAGGGUCUGUGUUUGGUUGACAAUGCCUUGGUUUUGCUGUAAGAUGAAACAUUUCCUUAAUUUUCUGCAUCAUGGCUUUCCCAAGCCAGAUUCAGUACCCAAAAAAAAAGUUUUGUUAAAGCAUAAGUAAGAUGGGCAUUGCCCCUUGUUGUAUCACUGAUUUAAAUUCAAACGAACAGGGGAGGGAGAUUAAGGUUGGAUAUAAGGAAGAAAUUCUUUACUGUGAGAGUGAUGAGGCACUGGAAUAGGCUGCUCAAGAAAGUUGUGGCUGCCCCAUCCCUGGCAUUGUUCAAAGCCAGGCUGGACAGGGUGUCCCUGCCCGUGGCAGGGGGUUGGAACUAGAUGAUCUUACAGACCUUUCUAGUCCAAACCAGUCUGUGACUCUCAAUUCACACUUCAGCUUGUAUUGAAAAACAAAUCGUAGAAUGGUUUAGGUUGGAAGGGACCUCUGAAGACUGUCUGUUCCAGCUUCCCUUCUAUGGCCAGGAACAUUUUGACUAGAUCAGGUGGCUCAAAGCCCCAUCCAACGUAACUUCAAACACUUUCAGUGAUACAUCAUCCCAAAUCACCUCUCCUAACCUGACUGGAUGCUUUCCUAGGUGUCUGUCCUCCACACUGCUGUCUCUGAACACUGGACAGUCUUUAAAUCUGUUUGUCAGCAUGGCUGUUGCUGACAAAAGGCCAGGCUCUUGUCCCUGUUGUUCAGUUGGAGAACUGAAGAACAGAUCCCUGCAUGAC